UUCAUCAACUCAGGAUCAACACUCAUCAGCCAGCCAGAGCUCACCGUCGCCGCCGGAAUUUGACUGACAGAGGGUGCCGUCUCCGAACGUCUCUGCCACUCACCCUCUUCUCCUCGCCGUGGAAUCUCUGCUCGGAGCUCUUCUCGUUGCCGUCGCGAACUGCUCCUGCUCGUCUGUCGUCUCCUCGCCGUAACGAGCUCUGUUCCCGGCGUCCCUCUCUUCAAGCUCUCUCUCUAUCUCUACGAGGUCACUGUCAGCGCCGUGUUCCUCCGAGCUCACUCUGUCACCGCCGUUCCUCCCUCGGCGUCUCACCGUGCCUCUUUCUUCUCUUCGGACGGAGCUCCCGCGCUCAACACAGUAUUCUCCAAAUUCCACCUCACUUCAAAACUCCUCUCUCUCCGACUCCGAUUAUGCGAAACCUUUUCCAUUCCUACAAAUGAGUGCAGGUGGCGCAUUUGGUGGCAAUAGAGGGCUCCGUCCAGUGCCUCCUGAAAAGGGUAUUUUCCCAUUAGACCACAUGCAUUUAUGUGACCUGGAGAAGAAAGAAUAUUUGGGUUGUCUGAAAACUGCGGGUCACCAGUCUGAAAAAUGCAGGGACUUCUCAAAAAAGUACUUGCAGUGCCGAAUGGAAAAGAACCUAAUGGCUAAGCAGGACUUGGCAGAACUUGGUUUUAAGGAAAGAAAUGGAGAAACUCCUGAAGGGAAACCCACUGAGAGGAUUGAUAAUUUGAAAGACCAAUGAACCCAAAGAUUUAACAAUGUAUAUUACUUUUGGGAUAAGUUUGGCAAUGCCAUUUCUUUAGUUUGUCAUUCGAUUCCUCUCGUGAAAAUUUUACAAAACCAUGUCAUGCUCCAAUUUUCACCUUUGAUAGAUGGAGUCAAGUAUGGGACCGAUAAAAGUAUCUAGUUCAGUGGUAAAAACUAACACAUGAUAGGGUCUUGUAAAAUUUUCACACGAGAGGAUAAACCUGUAAGUUAGCAAUGGUAUACCGAGGAGAGUGUGGCUGGGAAUAAAAAUUGAUGGGAAAGAGUUUAUCCCAUUAAUGCAAAGUGGUAGUUGAUUUGAGGAUCUUGCUCCUGAAAACUGAUGUAGUCUGGGAAAGGCAAAUGAUAGGUUUUUUCUGAGUAUCAAUUUUGUACUUCAAGUUCAGAACAAUUUUGUACCGAAUAAGAUGUGUUUCCAAACAAAUUCUCUUGUCGUUAUCCGGUCAACGUUUGU
Arachis stenosperma is the source of this 1219-nucleotide messenger RNA. RefSeq lists its product as uncharacterized. NCBI's taxonomy places the organism in Eukaryota, Viridiplantae, Streptophyta, Magnoliopsida, Fabales, Fabaceae. The record is from RefSeq and is a predicted model, not a curated record. Bases 437 to 742 code for a protein of 101 amino acids. The transcript is spliced from 5 exons.